Messenger RNA from Tympanuchus pallidicinctus (lesser prairie-chicken), 3719 nucleotides. It is a transcript of the gene CDYL, whose product is annotated as chromodomain Y like. Bases 404 to 2083 code for a protein of 559 amino acids. The transcript has 8 exons. Gene Ontology annotation, cellular component: nucleus. NCBI's taxonomy places the organism in Eukaryota, Metazoa, Chordata, Aves, Galliformes, Phasianidae. The record is from RefSeq and is a predicted model, not a curated record. Gene Ontology annotation, molecular function: transcription corepressor activity.
GAGCGCGCGUGUGUGCGUGCGUGCCCGCCCGGCGGGGUGCGCGAGGGGGAGAGCGCGAGGGCGAGCGGGGAGCGAGCGAGUUGCGCAGCUGCGGUGCGCACAGCCCCGCCGCCAGCAGCAGCAGCAGCAGCAGCAGCAGCACCUCAGCGGCACGGAGCGAGCGGAGCUGCUAGCUGCGCUGGAGAGAGACGCGCAGGGAGGAGGAGGAGGAGGAGGAAGAAGAAGAAGAAGAAGAAGAAGAGGAGCAGGAGGAGGAGAGGAGCAGCAGCAGGAGGAGGAGGAGGAGGAGGAGAGCGACGGAGAAGACGGGGGAGGAGGAGGGAGAAGAGGAGGCCACACGGACACCAACUGGAACAAAGUAUUUCCAAACCAGCACCCAACUCCACCUUGUGAGGCUCCCAGCAUGGCUUCCGAGGAACUCUACGAGGUAGAGAGAAUUGUUGACAAGAGGAAAAACAAGAAGGGAAAGACAGAGUAUUUGGUGCGAUGGAAAGGAUAUGACAGUGAAGACGACACCUGGGAGCCAGAACAGCACCUUGUUAAUUGUGAGGAGUAUAUACAUGAAUUUAACAGGCGUCACAAUGAAAAGCAAAAAGAAAGCACAUUAACUAGGACAAAUAGGACCUCUCCAAAUAACGCCAGAAAACAAAUUUCUAGGUCUACCAAUAGUUCUUUUUCAAAGACUUCCACUAAAUCUUUAGUUAUGAGUAAAGACCACGAGUCAAAAAAUAAUCAACUCUUUACUGCCACACAGAAGUUCCGGAAAAACAAUUCACCAUCUCUUUCUGGAAGGAAAAAUAUGGACCUUGCAAAAUCAGGUAUUAAAAUCCUAGUGCCCAAAAGUCCAAUUAAGAGCCGGACAGCAGUUGAUGGCUUCCAAAAUGAAAGCCCUGAUAAAAUGGACCACACAGAGCAGGAUCAAGAAGACUCUGUAGCACCUGAAGUAGCAGCAGAAAAACCCGUGGGAGCUUUAUUAGGACCUGGUGCAGAGCGUGCCAGGAUGGGGAGCCGACCAAGGAUACAUCCAUUAGUGCCACAAUUGCCAGUGCCAGUAACAGCCACAAUUGCAUCAGCAUUAACAAUAAAUGGAAAAGCAUCUCCCUGUAUUCUUCCCAGUGUUCUUUACUUCCUAUUUUCUUGUACAUCUACCUUUAUGGAAGCAUUAGCAGCCAAUGGUACAACCAACAUACAGACUUCUGUGACAGGAGUGACAGCCAGCAAGCGGAGGUUUAUUGACGACAGGAGAGAUCAACCUUUUGAUAAAAGGCUGCGGUUCAGUGUGAGACAAACGGAGAGUGCAUACCGGUACAGAGACAUUGUUGUCAGGAAACAAGAUGGAUUCACGCACAUCUUGCUAUCAACAAAAUCAUCUGAAAAUAACUCACUAAAUCCAGAGGUAAUGAAGGAAGUCCAAAGUGCACUGAACACAGCAGCUGCAGAUGACAGCAAACUCGUGCUGUUCAGUGCAGUUGGUAGCAUUUUCUGCUGCGGUCUUGAUUUUAUUUAUUUUAUACGACGUUUAACAGAUGAUAGAAAAAAGGAAAGCACUAAAAUGGCAGAAGCUAUUAGGAAUUUUGUGAAUACUUUUAUUCAGUUUAAGAAGCCUAUCAUUGUAGCAGUAAAUGGCCCAGCCAUUGGACUUGGAGCAUCUAUAUUGCCUCUGUGUGACGUGGUUUGGGCUAAUGAGAAGGCUUGGUUUCAGACACCAUACACUACUUUUGGACAAAGUCCAGAUGGAUGUUCAUCCCUUACAUUCCCCCGGAUAAUGGGCCUGGCUUCUGCCAAUGAAAUGUUGUUCAGUGGAAGGAAGUUGACUGCGCAGGAAGCUUGUGCCAAAGGACUGGUCUCUCAAGUGUUUUGGCCAGGAACGUUCACACAAGAAGUAAUGGUUCGAAUAAAGGAACUGGUGACAUGUAACUCAGUUGUACUUGAAGAAUCCAAAGCUCUAGUACGUAAUAUUAUGAAGGUGGACUUGGAACAAGCAAAUGAAAAGGAGUGUGAAGUUUUGAAGAAAAUCUGGGGCUCAGCACAGGGGAUGGACUCUAUGUUAAAAUAUCUGCAAAGAAAAAUCGAUGAGUUCUGAUGAGGUGCCCAUUGACACUGGAAUUGUACUUCUUGGACAUCAGGGCAAACAAAAUAUGCCCAUUUUAAAACCUAUAUAAACUCACCCUGGCUCAGCUUGGGAACAGUAGUAAAUCCCUCCUCCCCACCCCCCCAGUUUUAUUGUCAAGGGGUAUGACAGUACUGUAUCACUUAAAUUUGAACAAAACUCCUUUCUCCUUGAUUGUUGUGUGUGUGUGUAUAUAUGCACAUGCAUAAGGUAUGUGUGUGUGCACAUAUACAUAGCUUUUACAUAUACAAAGUGUAAUGCUUGACAGCGUGUACAUAGACACAUGCACACAGAAGGUAAACAAUGACAGAGUGCACUACCCACCAUCUCCUUAAAGCCUCUAGUUUUGGUCGUCGUUGGCUAGUACUGUAUCAUCAGGCAGAGAACGGAUUAAAAAGCAAAUGGUGUUGCAUUAUUUUCUGUGUGGCAGGGAAGUCUGGAAUAAUGCUUUUCUUUUAUCAUUAGAAUACAGAAUCGAAACGGGUAUUAGCCAGCCCUUACUUUCACUGCCCAACAAGUCAGCUAAGAUGUAAGGCACUGUCUCAGAAGAAGGCUGACAUACCUCAGUGGAACAUCCUAACAUUUUUCAGAUGAACUCCUUAAAGCUUAGAUCAAAAAUAUCACCCAAAAGAGAGCGUGCUCAGGAUUAAUGCUAAGGAAACACUGCCCUUUCCAGGGGAGUGGUAUAGAGGGGUGGGAGGAAGAGAGCAGGAAUGCAUUUAAUUCUUACCCAGAUAACGUGAAGAAACCACUGUCUCAUGGGGAAAGGCAAUGAGGAGAAGCAGGGGGAACGUGGAGGGGAAAGGAAAAAAAGACAAAAAAAGCUUGUUUUGCAGUAUUAGUGAAUCACUGAAUAUCUAUGUAUGAAUAUCCUAAGUUAUAAGUUAGUUUUAGUGGGUUUUCAAAUAGCCUUUUUUUUUUUUCUUAAUAACUACAUAAGUGCUUCUGUUGCUGGGUGAGAAUACUACUUUAUAUACAGUUGUUUGGUUUUUAUUUCCUAUUUGCUGGUUUAAUUGAUGUAUUACACCAAAAAUGCAUUUUAUGUUCAUAAAUUUUAGGUUCACUUAGAAUAUAUUAUUUAAUAAGUUAAAAUUCUUUUGGCACACUAUUAAGUAAAAAAAAAACUUUAAAAAAAAAAACUACCUUAUAUUAGAUGUUUAAUGUUCUUUGUCUAUGCUUUUUUUAUUAUUUUAAAUAUACACUAUAUACAGUAUGGUGUAAAAGAGUGCCCUGUGUAAAUAGACCUAUUUUGCAUUCCUUUCAGGAGUGGUUAUUGAUUCCUGACUGCAGAUAUCUAUUAUUAUUUGGGUAUCUGUGCUUGCAAUCUUAUUGAAUGUAUUAUGAAGAAUGGAAUAGAAAUCAAACCUUAUUUUUGUACAGUUUUGAAGUUUUUACUUGGAACUGACCCACCUCCCCUUCCCAGUGGAGAGCUGUACAGUGUGUAAAUCUGCCUUUACCUUGGAUUGGUACAGUAUUUUUGCAUCUGUGGGACCUACUUUUUUGUUCUAGUAGUUUGAACUAUAUAUAAACUGUACAAUCUGUAAAGUUUUUAUAGAAUAAAUAUUCAGCUGUGAAAACUGGUUAAAUAAAACUAAUAUUUCUUAACACA